UGGAGCAUAGUCGGUUGUGUUAGCCCCUGUGUCGACUAUGGUGAUGCUAUAGGAAGCAGUCAUAAGAUUGUCGUGAAGUCAGUGAAACCUCAUCUACAGACGUCUAAGAAGCUCACAAAUGAAGUGAAAUACAUAUGUCGAACCCAAGUUAAGGAGUUCAUUUCACCACCGGAUGUGCUGAGGAUGCUUGAGUCUGACUUCAGUGAGAAAAGAGUAGAGGAUGCUAAUUUAUCUCAAGAAGAUUUGCGUUUCCUAACCAUAAUGGAAAAGGGAAUCAAAGUCAAAGCAGAUGGUCACUGUGAAAUGCCACUUCCCUUCAAGAAAGAUCGACCAAGCCUCCCAGACAAUAAGGCAUGUGCAGUUCACAGGCUUCGAUGCUUGAAAGAAAGAUUUGAAAGAGACAAACAAUAUCAAAGGGACUACACGACCUUUAUGAGUGAAAUCAUAACAAAUGGGGAUGCAGAAAGGGUCCCUAUAGGAGAACUUAACAACAGUCCUGUGUGGUACAUUCCUCAUCACGGGGUGUAUCACCCACACAAGCCAGAGAAAAUACGGGUUGUGUUCGACUGCUCAGCAAGAUUCAAAGGCGUGUCAUUAAAUGAUCACCUUCUCACUGGACCAGAAUUGACGAACAGCCUGAUAGGGGUUCUCUGCCGCUUUCGCAAGGGACAAGUUGCUAUAAUGUGUGAUAUAGAGCGUAUGUUCCAUCAGUUUCACGUCAAAGCAGAGGACCAGGAUUACUUGAGAUUUCUCUGGUGGGACGGUGGAAACUUCCAGGCUCCACCAUCAGUCUAUCGCAUGCGAGUGCACCUAUUUGGAGCCGCCUCUUCCCCUGGUUGUGCAAACUUUGGCUUGAAACAUGUUGCCGCCCAAGGACAUGGUCACUAUAGUGAAACAACCAUUCAGUUCAUUGAACGAAACUUUUACGUGGACGAUGGGCUCACAAGUGUCUCAACCAAGGAUGAGGCCAUCAAGUUAGUAAAGGAAGCAAGGCAACUUUGCAGUGUUGGCAAACUGCGAAUUCACAAGUUCAUUUCUAACAAUCAUGAGGUGCUUGCAUCCAUUCCAGAGAGCGAACGAGCAGAUUCAGUACGGAAUCGAGACUUGGUUCUUGGUGAGUCUCGAAUUGAGAGAGCUCUGGGCAUCAAAUGGUGUAUUGUUUCAGACCAGUUCCAUUUCAGAGUGAUUGUGGAAGAACGCCCACUUUCUAGAAGAGGAGUCUUAUCGACUGUAGCAUCCAUCUAUGACCCUCUUGGCCUUGUGGCACCAUUUGUUCUGGUUGGAAAGCAAAUACUCCAACAGAUGUGUAAAGACAAGGUUGGAUGGGAUGAGCCACUGUCAGAAGAGCUUAAACCACGGUGGGAGUCUUGGCUGGCAGAUUUAAGGAACCUGGCUGACAUCAAAAUUCAGCGUUGUUAUCUUCCAGAAGGUUUUGAGAAAGUUGAAAGAUAUGAGCUGCAUCAUUUCUCAGAUGCGAGUGUUAAGGGGUACGGUGAAUGUUCUUACUUGAGAGCAAUCAGUGUCUCAAACCAAGUCCACUGCUCUCUAGUAAUUGGCAAGGCCAGGGUGACUCCUACAAAGGUCACCACUGUACCCAGGCUUGAGCUGUCAGCAGCAGUCAUUGCCGUGCGAAUGAGUGAGCUGCUUAAAAGGGAGUUGGAAGUUCAAACCAAGGAAUUCUUCUGGACAGAUUCGAAGGUUGUUCUUGGAUACAUAAACAACGAUGCUAGAAGGUUUCACAUAUUUGUGGCAAAUCGUAUUCAGCGUAUCCAAGAAGUCUCCAAUUCGGACCAAUGGAGAUAUGUGACUUCUGAGAACAAUCCAGCUGACCAUGCAUCACGGGGUCUGACAUCAAAGGGACUAGUUACUUCCAACUGGUUCACCGGUCCAGAUUUUCUCUGGCAAGAUAAACUUCCUACUGAUGACACUAAGGUGGGAGAGUUGGGAGUUGAAGAUCCAGAACUUCGUAAGACUUUUGUCCAUAAGAUACUGACCACAGAAGAUUCGUUGCUCAAUCAUUUCUCAAGGUUCUCAAACUGGAUAAGGCUAGUUAAGGCCAUUGCACGACUCAUACGAUGUGUCAAAGAGCUCAAGGGUCUGAUAGACAGAACAAACGAAGCCACCAGUCUUGAGGAGAGAAAAGAGGCAGAGUUUUUCAUCAUAGCCGCUGUCCAAAACGACCUGUUUUCUGAAGAAAUCAAAGACUUGAAAUCGAAGAAGACAAUAAAAGGAGAUCGUGCAAAUAGAUUGCACAAACUGAAUCCCUUCUUGGAUGAAAAGGGUGUGUUAAGAGUGGGAGGUCGGCUGAAGUAUGCAGAUUUACACCCACACAUCAAACAUCCAGCGAUCCUGCCGAGCAAAACCCACAUAUCAAGGUUACUGAUUGAACACUUCCAUCAAAGGGUUCAUCACCAGGGACGUGGGAUAACUAUGAAUGAGCUACGAUCGAAUGGCAUUUGGCUAUUGGGAUGUAGUCACGCAGUGUCUUCCUACAUCUACAAGUGUGUCAAAUGCAGAAAAUUCAGAAGGAAUGCUGAAGUGCAAAGAAUGGCAGAUUUACCGCAUGAAAGAGUUGAACCAUCGCCCCCCUUUGCCUAUUGUGGAAUGGACUGCUUUGGCCCGUUCUACGUUAAGGAAGGAAGAAAGGAACUUAAACGCUAUGGUCUGCUAUUCACAUGUCUGUGCUCGCGUGCUGUGCAUAUAGAGCUUCUCGACGACUUGACCAGUGAUGCCUUCAUUAAUGCUCUUCGAACCUUUAUAGCCAUACGUGGAAAUGUUCGACAACUUCGGUCAGAUCAGGGCACCAACUUUGUUGGAGCAAGACGAGAGUUUUUGGAGUCUGUAAAGAAAAUGGACCAAGAAAGCCUAAGACAAAUAGGUUGUGAAUUUGUCAUGAACCCAGCAUCUGCCAGCCAUAUGGGUGGGGUCUGGGAAAGACAGAUCAGGACGAUUAGAAGUGUUUUGACAUCUAUUCUUGAUCAUUCAUCUCAAAGACUUGACACUUCAUCCUUGCGUACCUACCUUUAUGAAGUCAUGGCAAUCAUAAAUAGUAGGCCCUUAACAACUCACCUGUUGAAUGAUCCCACUGGUCCACAGCCCCUUACGCCAAAUCACAUCCUGACCAUGAAGUCUUCAGUGGUUUUACCACCACCUGGUGAGUUUGUGAAGGAAGACCUUUAUCUUCGAAAGAGAUGGCGCAGGGUGCAAUACUUGGCCAAUGAAUUUUGGACCAGAUGGAAAAAGGAAUACUUGCUGAAUCUUCAGCAGCGAGGAAAAUGGUGCAAACCACAAAGAAAUGCCAAAACCAAUGACAUUGUGAUGCUGAUGGAUAAUAGUCUACCCAGAAAUGAGUGGAAGUUGGCAAAGGUAACCAAGGUGUACCCUAGUGAGGACGGAAUCAUUAGGAAACUCGAGCUGCUAAUCAGUGAUCCGGCAUUGGAUGACCAAGGAAAAAGAGUUAACAAGCCAGUGUAUCUUGAGAGACCCAUCCACAAAACAGUUACCUUACUCGAAGCUGAAUAAAUUCAGAGCUCCUGUCUUUGUACCUUAUGUUGGCCCAAGAGUCUAUCUACGCUUAUUUUCCUUUGUUUGCCUUUUCCUUAUUUCCCUUUGUAAUGAGGUCCAGUUGGAAAUCACCAGUGAUUUGGUGGGAGUGUGGCUGCCGUCAGCCACAGUCAUGCAGUUUUGAGAUAAUUUAUGGUUCAAGUUACGAUAAAUAAGCUAAGAAUAUUUUAUUUUUAAUAAUGUAUACGUUAAGCGCGCAUUUAAAUGGUUUACAGAAUAUUUCCAGGGUGGAACCAAUGUUUAGUUUGUUGUUUCGGGGUUGACAAUAUUUUCAGUUGCACGCCACACUUGAUAGGCGGCAGCAUGCUAACCGCUAUCAUUCGUUGGUAGAGCUAUGCAGACGCAUGCAACGACGUUUUCCAGCUGCGGAAAGGAGUGACACUGCAAGAUGUGUUUUUUAUUAACCCCUGCAAGUUAAUGCGGCCAAUGAGUUCUCACGGCACCGUUGGUGGCACCUGUGUGCAAUAAAUGCCAGUCAAAAUUCAAGAACGCCUUGUGUCCGUUUUCAACUUGGAGGG
Molecule: messenger RNA, 4082 nt
Organism: Nothobranchius furzeri (turquoise killifish)
Lineage: Eukaryota; Metazoa; Chordata; Actinopteri; Cyprinodontiformes; Nothobranchiidae
Source: RefSeq, a predicted model, not a curated record